This is a messenger RNA of Trichoderma harzianum CBS 226.95, 336 nucleotides long. RefSeq lists its product as hypothetical. Gene Ontology annotation, molecular function: protein binding. NCBI's taxonomy places the organism in Eukaryota, Fungi, Ascomycota, Sordariomycetes, Hypocreales, Hypocreaceae. The record is from RefSeq and is a predicted model, not a curated record. The annotation marks the transcript as partial. The transcript has a single exon.
CUCAUAAAGAUUCUGCUCAAAAAAGAUAUCGACGUUGACGCUCACGGAGGACACGAUGGCACGGCACUUCUGGUAGCUGCAGCAAGAAAUGAAAAGAAGAUUGUGAGAACACUGCUUCAAAAUGGGGCAAAUAUCAACGCUCAAGGAGGCUUCUAUGGCACUGCACUCCAAGCAGCAGCCGCUAAAGGCAAGAAAAAUGUAGUAGAAGUUCUGCUUAAAGGGGGUGCCGACAUUAAUAUCCACGCAGGCGCCUACGGCACCGCCCUUCGUGCAGCUGUAUCAGAAGGCCACAAAAUCAUUGCAGCAAUGCUAGUUCAAGAGGGAGAAAAGAUCCAU